This is a messenger RNA of Blepharisma stoltei, 645 nucleotides long. Lineage: Eukaryota; Ciliophora; Heterotrichea; Heterotrichida; Blepharismidae. The record is from the annotation of a GenBank genome assembly.
AUGGAUAUGCAAACUCGUGCUGGUGCAAAGGCUGGAGGAGGAGGAAUUGCUACCCAAGCUAUGCUGAAUGCUGAAAGAAGGGAACGCCAACGGCGUCUUGCUAUAGAAACGAUGGAUAUCACAAAAGAUCCGUAUUUUAUGAAAAAUCAUAUAGGUACCUAUGAAUGCAGACUGUGUUUAACUCUUCAUACCAACGAAGGCUCGUAUUUAGCACAUACACAAGGAAAGAAGCAUCAAACAAACUUGCAAAGGAAGAAGAUGAAGGAUGGAAAAGAUGUCACUGUAUUUCCACAGCAAAAGCCUAGAGUAUUUCCAAAGCGAAUUAUUAAAAUUGGGAGGCCUGGAUACCGCGUAACAAAGCAAAAAGAUCCAGUCACUGGGCAGAAAUCGUUAGUUUUUGAAGUAGAUUAUCCUGAAAUUGAUCCAAAUAUUCGCCCGAGACAUAGAAUAAUGUCAUGCUAUGAGCAGACAAGAGAGCCUGUUGAUGAUCGGUAUCAAUAUGUCUUGUUCGCUGCUGACCCCUAUGAAAUUAUUGCAUUUAAAGUCCCAAAUAUGAAGGUUGACUCUGCUGAAGGAAAAUACUACUGUAAUUGGGAUGAAAUAAAAAAAGUCUAUGUAGUCAUGCUUUCCUUUAAAAAUUCUUAA